This is a messenger RNA of Eucalyptus grandis, 1653 nucleotides long. RefSeq lists its product as uncharacterized. The transcript has 2 exons. The record is from RefSeq and is a predicted model, not a curated record. NCBI's taxonomy places the organism in Eukaryota, Viridiplantae, Streptophyta, Magnoliopsida, Myrtales, Myrtaceae. The coding region runs from base 306 to 1490 and encodes 394 amino acids.
UCAUCUCCAACAGCCUGAACUUGACUUUUCUGCCACCUUUCACACGGCUACAACACCAUAUGAUUUCUUCAGGAUCUAUCACUCUGCUAAAAGUUCUCUUCCUGGCACCUUUCACUCGCUCUUAUGCCCCCAUGUCCACGUCUUUGCUGUGAACUGAGAGUUGGGAGUCCUGAUCAAUUCGAAGUUGGCCACGACCGGCUCAUCAGCAACCGGAGAAUUUCCGCUUCGACUAACGGGUGUGGGAUGCAAUAACUCAAUAGCAAUCUUCAAGAACUUCGCUUCUGCAGAUACUUACCUCAAUCAGAAUGGGCUGCAUUUCCUCAAAAGUUGUGUCACGGUCAAUUAGCUACAGAGAAGAGCUGAACCGGAGCUCACGGAGUACAGGAAAAUCCUUAAUGGCGCUGGAAGAUAUAUUCAGCUCUAACAAGGGAAGCGACCAAUUCCUCACACUUGUUUGUACUGCUAACACAGUAGCCAACCGGCUCCGGUCCGGAAGUAUCAAUUCAGAGUUGAAAAUGGGCCCCAGAUCAACUGAAGCUACUUCCGAGAUUGAUAGGAACUGUGAUUGCUCAGCAGUUUCAGAAGAAGGAACAGACGGAUAUCACACAGAGCCUGGAAUUUCACAGCUCAUCCAUGAAGAUUCAGAAUCCUAUAGUGUUGAACCUCCUAAACGGUCCAGAAGUUGGCAUUCAUUUUUUGAAGAAGAAAUGCCUUCAGCCAAUGCUAAGAACGAUGGCAAAAGUAGAGAUAGAACCGAGUGGGAGUACAAAGGUGUAAGGCGGUCAAGAAGCUUUCAUACGGUUGAGGAAUACGAUGCAUUGCUGGAUAGGAUUUUGUCAGCAAGCUCUCCUCAUGAUGAUAAUGUCGCAGAGAACCAAGAAAAUAUAACAUCCCUUGAAUCUUCAAUGCACAGCGCUCAGAACAACUGCAAUAUCAAGAUAAUGGAUACAACACCACAAAAGGAUGAUGUGUUGGUGGACAAGACCAUUGUAAACGAUGAAGCUGUAAAAGAUAACUCAAUCACGCUAUCAGCUUCAGGAUCAGAAAGCAAAGAAGUGAUCCCAAGUUCACUGGAGUCCCGCACAAGCGAUGAGUUAACUGCCAAAGAUGAUGUUGUUCAAGAAGAAAGAUGCGUGAUAGAGGGAGGAUUCAAGAGAAAGGCCAUUGCAAGAGGGCUAGAAUCACUUGCAAUCCCAACCACAAUUGAAUUCCCAGCAGUUGCGAGCUUAAGAGAAUGGAUUCCCACCAGAGGGCAAGUCUACUCUCCUGGAGCCUACGCAACUCCUAAGUUCGGCACCUAUUCUUUGCCGCAGUAUGAGAAUCCAUGUGAGGCGACCGAGGACAACAUCUUCACCGAGGAAUUGGUGAUGGCCUUUGAGGAGCACAUGCAAGAACUAGAAGCAGAAGAAGAAACUAUUCUCAAACAAAUUGCAGAGAAAUGGGAACGGGAAGGUGCCAAGGAAAAUCUAGAUGAAGUUGUUACAACCUAGAGAGGAUGAUUUUUUUUUUUUUUUUUUUGUGUGGCUUUGGAUAUUAAAGUGUAUGGUCCAAAUCUGAGGAUAAUCCAGGAUCCUCUUAGAAAUUGAUGCCCUCGGAUUGUAAGAUACAUUGAAGUGAAAAAUAUAUCAGAAAUGAAAAACUAAAAAAAAAGGA